UUACUGUAUUAUUCGAAAUUUCAAUUAAAUUUGGAAAAAAUAUAUCUAAAAACGGCAGGACUAUAUUAAUUUCUAGUGAUUAAUAUAUUAAUAGAAUUAAAAUAAUAUUUGAAUGAAUAUUUCAGAAGUGAAAGUGCAACAAAAAGAUUCUAUCUUGAACAGCGAUAACAUAGAAACGACGAUAACGCGAUUAUUCAUAUGCGUUUGCAAAAUUUGCGGACAUGCGAAGGCGAGAAAUUAUUACAUGAUUAUUUGAGCUUCGAAGACUUCACACCGGCUGACGUGGUAUACCAAGAGUGGAUAUUUAACGAAUCGGCCACACCGUGGCCAGUUCCGCGUAAAUGGAUUUCAGGUGGUGAAGUUUCGACUGUUUCACGGGGUUUUUAAACAAAUUUUUCGAUAUUCACCGUUAGCGAAUUCAUUGAAUUUUCGGGAAAAUGGUGUUGCUGACAAUGAUUGCGAGGAUAGCGGAUGGUUUGCCACUUGCGGCGACCAUGCAGGAAGACGAACAGAGUGGAAGAAGUAUCUUAGACUAUCAGAAUCAGGCAAAAAUGUUAUUUAGAAAAUUGGGCCCUCAGUCUCCGGCUAGAUGUACUAUAGAAACAGGCCCAUAUUUAUUUCAUUACCUGAUUGAAAAUGAAGUAUGUUACUUGGUACUAUGUGAAAAGAAUUAUAGUAAACGCGUAGCAUACAGUUACCUUGAAGAUAUUGCACAAGAAUUUCAUUCUUUGUAUGGUAGAAGGGUCAACACAGUUACCAGGCCUUAUAGUUUUAUCGAAUUUAAUACUUAUAUUCAGAAAGCAAAGAAAGUUUUCUUGGAUGGUAGGUCAAGAAGGAACAUGAAUGCUCUGAAUAGCCAAUUACAGGAUGUGCAAAGAAUCAUGGUUCAGAAUAUAGAUGAUGUCUUACAGAGGGGUACUGUUCUCUCAGAGUUAGAUACAAAAACACAAAAUUUGUCCAUGUUAUCGCAGAAAUACAAAAAAGAUGCAACUCACUUAAAUAGCAAGUCAAUGUAUGUGAAGGCCGUGGCUGGAUUGGUUGCAUUCUUGGUCUUCCUGUUGUAUUUCUUUGUUCUUUAGUUCAAAUUACUGUUUUAUUUGUUAUCACUGUGCAAAGACCAUGGAAGUUUUUACUCAAUCUGGUUUUCUUCAAGAUUGGUAUUUACAUUAUUUUUUUCUACAAGUGCAUGGUAUGUUUAUGUUUUGACUCUAAAUGGGAUUGAAGGAAAUGUACAUAAGUUAUAUUCCAAAAAAACUUGUUGUAACGAAUAAGGUGACAUUGAUACCAAUUUCAAAAUAUUCUAUCAUAUGUAUGUAUUGCCAUGCAAUAAGUAUAGUAUGUAAUUAUUUUACAUGAGUAACAUAAUGUACAACCAUCACUGUUUCAAUUAAACAAAAACAACGCUGAUAAUUUUAUAAUAAGUAAAAGACAAUAUGUACAGCCGUAUUUAUAUUAAAUGAAACUUCAAAUCAGUUUUAUUAGUUCAUUCAGAAACAGUGAAAAUUAGUAUCACUGUUUUAUUCCUCUUUGAGGCUGUAUUAGCACUAUUUCUAUGUGUACCUUCGUAUUGGAUUGCAUCAUUUAUAAUAUCUUUCAUGCAGUGUAAGUAAAACGAAUGUAUUAAAUUAUAUUUAUUUUUGUGGUUUUA
Molecule: messenger RNA, 1648 nt
Organism: Nomia melanderi (Alkali bee)
Lineage: Eukaryota; Metazoa; Arthropoda; Insecta; Hymenoptera; Halictidae
Gene: Sec22
Product: vesicle-trafficking protein SEC22
Biological process (GO): endoplasmic reticulum to Golgi vesicle-mediated transport; retrograde vesicle-mediated transport, Golgi to endoplasmic reticulum
Molecular function (GO): SNAP receptor activity
Source: RefSeq, a predicted model, not a curated record